Molecule: messenger RNA, 1461 nt
Organism: Paracoccidioides brasiliensis Pb18
Product: ATP-dependent RNA helicase DBP3
Exons: 3
Coding region: 1-1461 (486 amino acids)
Biological process (GO): rRNA processing
Cellular component (GO): nucleolus
Molecular function (GO): ATP binding; RNA binding; RNA helicase activity
Source: RefSeq, a predicted model, not a curated record
AUGGCCAAACGGAAUCGCAAUACGGAAUCCAAUCCAGAACUCUCUUCUCGACCAACGAAAAGGUCUAAGGAGGAUGCUAAGCCCAAAACACCUUCCUACAUCCAAUCUCCCGAUCUGGAUGCGGUCUCGCAAUCCGAGAUUGAUGACUUCUUGAAAUCCCACGCAAUCCAGAUUUUGGAUCCCUUGACCAAAGCGACUUUGCGUCCUAUUACUGAGUUUUCGUACCUGCCUUCAGAUUCCAAGGAACUUUAUGGCCCUCUAGAGAAUUUUUCGAAGCCGACCUCAAUCCAAUCCGUUUCUUGGCCAUUCUUAUUCGCAGGCAGAGAUGUCAUCGGUGUCGCUGAGACUGGAAGCGGAAAAACAUUAGCCUUUGGCGUCCCGUGUAUUCGAAAAGUGCUGGAAAUCAACGGUUCUCGUUCAUCAUCUCGAAUUUCCGCUGUGAUCAUAACUCCUACAAGGGAGCUGGCUACGCAAAUUUACGACCAGUUAAUCAAGUUCACUCCAAACAACGUUGGCAUCGCAUGCAUAUACGGAGGCGCCUCGAAAGAUGACCAGCGCCGUGCUCUGAAAAAGGCGUCUGUGGUUGUCGCAACAACGGGAAGGCUAAAGGAUUUCCAAGGCGACGAGUCCUUGCGCUUGGAUAAGGUGAAAUAUCUUGUCUUAGAUGAAGCUGAUAGGAUGUUGGAUAAAGGAUUUGAACAGGAUAUCAAGGAUAUCGUGGACGCUAUGCCUUCAUCAAAAAAACGCCAGACUGUCAUGUUCACUGCAACUUGGCCCAUAUCCGUACGGAAACUCGCCGCCACCUUUAUGAAGGACCACGUGACGAUUACUAUAGGAGAUCUUUCCUCCGAUAUCCGUGCCAACACAAGGAUCAAGCAGAUCGUGGAAGUUUUAAAACCAGAAGACAAGGAACAUCGGCUUUUGUCGUUACUAAACCAAUAUCAGAGGGGAAAGAAUGCCAUGGAUAAGGUUUUGGUGUUUUGUCUUUACAAAAAGGAGGCAACGCGUAUUGAGCGCUUAAUUCGCUCCAAGGGUUUCAAAGUGGCCGGUAUUCAUGGUGACAUGAACCAGACCGAACGUUUCAAGAGUUUAGAUGCAUUCAAAUCCGGUGCCGUACCGCUUCUGGUUGCUACCGAUGUUGCCGCCCGUGGCCUUGACAUUCCCGCCGUCAGGCUGGUCCUAAAUGUUACAUUUCCCUUGACGGUUGAGGACUACGUUCAUCGGAUUGGAAGAACGGGUCGUGCGGGUGCGGACGGGUUGGCGAUUACGAUGUUCACGGAAAAUGACAAAGCACUAUCUGGCGGAUUGGUAAAUAUCCUGAAGAGAGCUAAACAGGAGGUUCCAGAGGCGCUCUUAAAAUUUGGUACCACAGUGAAAAAGAAGCAACACGAUUCUUAUGGCGCCUUCUUCAGGGAGGCUAAUACUAUGAAGACGGCUACCAAAAUAAAGUUUGAUGACUAG